AUGACACCAGCCUGGCAUGGCUAUGAGAUCAAUGAACGUGGACAACAGGUUUGGGUGGUAAAGGGCUUCCAGGAUGGCGGCAGUGAAGACUUUGUGCUUUGGUAUAUUGAAACAGUUGCCGGUCAACAACUGAGUCACCUGGCAUCAGGCGAAGCCGCUGCCAAGACGACUGUCCUUCGGGCUCGUGCUCAGCGCACUGAGACUACUAGCGACUGUUGCAUUUUAGUGGUUGUAAAACAGGUUAUUUCCAGUGUAACUGCUUCGUACGGUAUGCUUUCAACUGUGUCCGCCCCCUUGUGCGGGCCGGAGCUAAAACACCUCGCCAGUCAGUUGACUCAUGCUGUGGUUUUUAUGUGUCCCUCCUCGCUCCGUGGCUCGCCAUCCCCUUGCGCUGCUCACUACUGCCUUGAAACCAGAAACAUCAGCUACGUUAUCUGA
Molecule: messenger RNA, 438 nt
Organism: Echinococcus granulosus
Lineage: Eukaryota; Metazoa; Platyhelminthes; Cestoda; Cyclophyllidea; Taeniidae
Exons: 4
Coding region: 1-438 (145 amino acids)
Source: RefSeq, a predicted model, not a curated record